UCCUAUGUAUUACUUUUCUCUAUGACAUAAACGAACCGAGGCGAGCGAAGCGAGCGCAAUCGCUGCGUGAAUGUGAAUUUCACCUAAAUUUAUUUUAAAAUUUUGUACUCGAGGUGCGGACAGAGAGUUCCAUCAUGAGUGCAAUAAUGAAAGCCGCUAUGUCUCGUAGCCCUGCAACAUUGGCUACACAUGUCUACAGAAACCUCCACCUAGCUGUUGGAGGUGCCAGCCAAAGAAAUGCCUCUUCGAACACUAACACGACCAAGGCAUACACUGUCACUGACCAUAAACACGAUGCUCUGGUCAUCGGAGCUGGAGGAGCAGGACUCCGUGCGGCCUUCGGUCUGGUGCAGGAAGGCUUCAGGACUGCGGUCGUAACAAAACUAUUCCCAACAAGAUCUCACACAGUAGCUGCACAAGGAGGAAUCAAUGCUGCUUUAGGUAACAUGGAAGAGGACAGUUGGCUAUGGCAUAUGUACGACACUGUUAAGGGCUCCGAUUGGCUUGGAGAUCAGGAUGCGAUCCACUACAUGACACGCGAAGCCCCGCACGCGGUAAUCGAGCUCGACAACUACGGAAUGCCGUUCUCCAGAACGCCUGAAGGCAAGAUCUACCAGCGUGCCUUCGGUGGACAGUCCCUGAAGUUCGGGAAGGGAGGACAGGCUCACAGAUGCUGUGCCGUUGCUGACAGAACUGGCCACUCUUUGCUGCACACCCUGUAUGGCCAGUCUCUGCGUUACGACUGUGAAUACUUCAUCGAAUACUUCGCGCUCGACUUGCUAAUGGAAGACGGCGUCUGCAAGGGAUGCAUCGCCUUGAACUUGGAAGAUGGUACCCUGCAUAGGUUCCAAGCCAAGAACACGAUCCUAGCGACAGGCGGCACCGGGCGCUCAUACUUCAGCUGCACGUCGGCGCACACGUGCACCGGCGACGGCACCGCCAUGGCCGCGCGCGCUGGCUUACAGAACGAGGACAUGGAGUUCGUGCAGUUCCAUCCCACCGGUAUCUACGGAGCGGGUUGCCUCAUGACCGAGGGUUGCCGAGGUGAGGGCGGCUUCCUGGUCAACGCGAAGGGAGAGCGAUUCAUGGAGCGCUACGCCCCAGUAGCCAAGGAUCUGGCCAGCCGAGACGUCGUCUCCCGGGCUAUGACCGUGGAGAUCAUGGAAGGUCGCGGCUGCGGCCCCGAGAAGGACCACGUGCACCUCCAACUGCACCACUUGCCGCCCGAACAACUCAAGCAGCGCCUGCCCGGUAUUUCCGAGACGGCCAUGAUCUUCGCGGGCGUCGACGUCACCAAGGAGCCUAUUCCGGUCCUGCCCACUGUGCACUACAACAUGGGAGGCACGCCCACCAACUUCCGCGGCGAGGUGAUCACACACUACAACGGUCAAGACCGCGUAGUCCCCGGCCUAUUCGCAGCCGGCGAGGCGUCUUGCGCGUCCGUUCACGGCGCCAACCGACUGGGCGCCAACUCGCUGCUCGACAUCGUAGUAUUCGGCCGCGCUUGUGCGCUCACGAUCGCUGAAAUCGCCAAGCCGGGCGAUGCGCAGGCGCCGCUUAAGGACUCAACCGGUGAAGCCAGUAUCGCGAACCUGGACCAGAUCCGUUACGCGAAUGGAGCUAUUCCCACCGCUGACCUGCGUCUACGUAUGCAGAAGUGCAUGCAGAAAAACGCAGCUGUCUUCCGGCAGCAGAGCACGCUUGAAGAAGGUGCGUAUGCAGUUAGUAUAAGGUUCAGAGUCCCACAGAAUAGUAAAAUAUUUGAGUGA
Messenger RNA from Ostrinia furnacalis (Asian corn borer), 1769 nucleotides. It is a transcript of the gene SdhA, whose product is annotated as succinate dehydrogenase, subunit A (flavoprotein). The transcript is spliced from 10 exons. Gene Ontology annotation, molecular function: electron transfer activity; flavin adenine dinucleotide binding; succinate dehydrogenase (quinone) activity. Bases 135 to 1769 code for a protein of 544 amino acids. Gene Ontology annotation, biological process: mitochondrial electron transport, succinate to ubiquinone; tricarboxylic acid cycle. Gene Ontology annotation, cellular component: respiratory chain complex II (succinate dehydrogenase). The record is from RefSeq and is a predicted model, not a curated record. Lineage: Eukaryota; Metazoa; Arthropoda; Insecta; Lepidoptera; Crambidae.